Molecule: messenger RNA, 1236 nt
Organism: Cervus elaphus (red deer)
Lineage: Eukaryota; Metazoa; Chordata; Mammalia; Artiodactyla; Cervidae
Product: dolichyl-diphosphooligosaccharide--protein glycosyltransferase subunit 2-like
Exons: 4
Coding region: 1-936 (311 amino acids)
Biological process (GO): protein N-linked glycosylation
Cellular component (GO): membrane; oligosaccharyltransferase complex
Source: RefSeq, a predicted model, not a curated record
AUGGAGCCACACUGGUCCACAGUGGUUCGCCUCGGCCUGAAAGGGCUUGCUCUUCGGGGAAUGAGUGCUUCCGUUAUUCUGUUUUUUGGAAACAGCCCCCAGUGUGGACAGAACAGAAUACAUUGUACAGAAAUGCCUGUGACUGUUUUGACUGGCACAAGACUAUCACCUAGGCAAACUGGCAACAUCAGGAGAGAAACAACUUUUGGGUUUGUAGUUUAUAAACCAGCAGCUGCAAAAACUGCCCAGGUUCUGCGGUCUGGCCCUUCCCGGCUUGACCUCUCAGUGUCCUGUGGGAGCCAGGUGGGCUGUAACUCUGGCUUCUCCCUCCAGGAGAGCUCCUGGGUGGCCCAGCGAGGCCUGUGGGCCUGCACAGCUGCCUUCCUUGUUGCUGUCCAAGCAGCUGGGCACGUGAGCUGCUCCAGCAGUCUGAAGUCAGAUUGUGGGCGAUGCUUUGACUCUGCAUCUGGCACCUACACUCUCUACUUGAUCAUCGGAGAUGCAACUUUGAAGAACCCAAUCCUGUGGAAUGUGGCUGAUGUGGUCAUCAGGUUCCCUGAAAAUGAUGUUCCAUCAACUGUCCUGUCGAAGAACAUUUUCACCCCCAAACAGGAAAUUCAGCACCUGUUCCGCGAGCCUGAGAAGAGGCCCCCCACAGUGGUGUCCAAUACAUUCACCGCCCUGAUCCUCUCGCCCCUGCUCCUGCUCUUUGCUCUGUGGAUCCGGAUUGGUGCCAAUGUCUCCAACUUCACUUUUGCUCCCAGCACAAUUGUCUUUCACCUGGGACAUGCUGCUAUGCUGGGACUCAUGUAUGUCUACUUGACACAGCUCAACAUGUUCCAGACCCUGAAGUACCUGGCCAUCUUAGGCAGUGUGACGUUUCUGGCUGGCAAUCGGAUGCUGGCCCAGCAGGCAAUCAAGAGAAUAGCGCAUUAGUUCCAGAAAGAGGAAGGAAGUUCUGAAAGCUGAAGUGAAUAUUGGUAAAAGGAGUUAAGGACAGUUCACAAUUUGAAAAGAGGAAUGAAAAACCCUUUAUUUAAAAAGAAGAAAGUCAAAAUUGGGGUUGUACUUUUGCUUGUUUUUCUAUGUCCUCAGCACAGAGCGGAUACCCAGAUACUGUUUCUUUGGCACGGUGCCCUAGCAAGAUGCUGUGAAUAUUCUAACUUACCCACUUGUUGCAUUGAAAAGUUGAAAUCUGUAAUUAAUCUGUUAAUCGAAUAAAGAGAAUAACAGGAA